AAUAAGCAAGCAUCCUCUCUUUCUUCCUUUCAUCAAGCCUUGUUUUUCACUCUUCCAUACAUAACUUCUCCAAUUUUGAUCCAAAGUACCCCAACCCUUUCCCUCUUUUCCUUGUUCUGGAACAAAUCACAAAUCACCCUAAACCCCCCAUCAAUGGAAAUCAGCUUAAGACUCCAAGACACAGAAAACCCAUCUUCCAUGAACUCUCCAAGAAGCAACCUCAACAACUGCAUGAACAACAACAAUAACAUUGGCAUCCAAAUCCCCACCACACCACCCCUCACUCCAAAAACCAUUACCAGAUCUGACUCAACCCCUUACCCUACCACCUUUGUUCAAGCUGACACAUCCACUUUCAAACAAGUAGUUCAAAUGCUCACUGGCUCAUCAGAAACCAAAAAACCACACACACAACAAGAUCCAAUUCCACAACCACCACCACCACCACCAACAACAACAACAACAUCAUCAUCAUCAUCUAGAAACUUCAACAUCCCACCAAUGAAAACAACACCAAAAAAACAACAAGGGUUCAAGCUCUAUGAAAGGAGGAACAAUAACCUCAAAAACACCCUCAUGAUCAACACCUUGAUGCCUAAUUUCGUGCACAAUAAUUCAGGGUUCUCACCCCACAAGCAAGAGAUCCUCUCCCCCAGCUUGCUUGAUUUCCCUUCCCUCACUCUUAGUCCUGUCACUCCAUUGAAUGAUGAUCCAUUUGACAAGUCCUCACCUUCACUGGGAAGCUCUUCAGAGGAAGAUAAAGCCAUAGCUGAAAAAGGGUUCUACUUGCAUCCUUCUCCUAUGUCAACUCCAAGAGAGUUUGAGCCUCAGCUCUUGCCUUUGUUCCCUAUGACUUCACCAAGAGUUUCUGAGUCACCUUCUUGAAGAGCCAAAGAGAUUAAUUGUUGUGUAUCAUCAUCAUCAGGCUAUGAUUUAGAUAAUGAUUAAUUGGUUUUCAUAUUUGAUUUUCAAUCAAAAGGAACAUAGCAUGCUCAAAUUGUAAACUUUGCUUCCUUAGAGUAGUACUAGUACUAUGACAAUAUCAUAAUUAGAUGAGUUUUUUUUUUCUCUCUUUAUUUGAAUCUGUAAAUUUUCUCUUCAUGUUCCAAUUUCUGUUACAAAAACCACAUAAUCUAAUGGAAUGAUCAUAACCCUGAGAGGGUGUCCCAAUUUAUGAUCAUGUGUCCCAAUUCAAUUUCACACCAACCGCUGAAGAGAAGUUAUGAAGUGACACAGAAGAAGGCAAAGGGAGGUCUAGGAAUCAAAUGAGGAAGAGUGCUUGGGACACAUUUUUACUGCACAACAGUGUUGUACUAAGGACUUAACCAUAUCCUAUGUCUCUCAUCAAAGAUGGCUGUACCCGAAAGAAAGGUGGGUGGGUCCAACUCAAUGAAGGUUGAGGGGGGUCCGUCUUCUUGGUUAUGCAGUUUUUAGUCUCAGUAGUUUU
This is a messenger RNA of Abrus precatorius (Indian licorice), 1447 nucleotides long. RefSeq names its product VQ motif-containing protein 4-like. The record is from RefSeq and is a predicted model, not a curated record. The coding region runs from base 154 to 885 and encodes 243 amino acids. Lineage: Eukaryota; Viridiplantae; Streptophyta; Magnoliopsida; Fabales; Fabaceae. The transcript has a single exon.